GGCGGGUCGAGCAGCGGAAACCGAUAUAAAUUGAGGGGGGAGGCCGCUGUUCCCGCAGACGGACGGCGUUACGCAAGCGCGGCGAUGGAGAGUGAGGUUUUGAGAAUUCCAGAAGUUGUCCCAACAACUCGAUUGCAAACUGAUCAGUGGCCGUUUGAUGGUGUUGUCUUAGUAACAAAUACCAUUGAUAAACUUUCUGGAGAUUUGCUUCAUUUGAAGACUGCACUUAACCAGUAUAAAUCUAUCGAUGCUUCAGUGGAACAGGAUGUGGUAUUGGUCCAUGCUGUUGAUCUUCCAGGGUCUAGAUUGAUCUUUGCACCAACUGGACCACUCAACAGGGAUUACGAUGAUGUGCGGAGAUUUAGCGAUGCAGCUAACAGUGGCAUCAAGCGUGCUCUGAAGGCUGGUAUGGUAAAGCCAGUUUUGGUAUGUCCCCCAGAAGGAUUGUUCAAAGAUGCUCCCUUGGUCACUGUGCUUGGAGCUCUGCAUGCUUUGUAUGUUCCAUUGGAAAUUUGUGAAGCCCAAAAAGAGAAGUCUAAUAAAGUAGAUUAUCUAGGUGUGUGGGCACCCAGUGAGGAGGAAGCGAAGAAACUUGUGAAACUGGCAUCAGCACUGGAGAUGGGCAGGACUGUGUGCAGAGAUAUUGGUGGCUCUGACCCAGAGCGAAUGGCUGCUCCAAAAGUGGCUAGCUACGUUCAGAAAAUUUUUCAGAAAUCUGUUGUCACUGUUUCAGUGACUAGUGAUUUAAGUACUCUCCAGGAGCAAUACCCAUGCUUGGCAGCAGUCAAUCGCUGUGCCAAAGAUGUGCAGCGUCAUCAGGCACGGGUUAUUAUGCUGGAAUAUCAUGGAGCAGGUGCCAAAGACAAAACACUUCUGAUUGUUGGCAAGGGAGUAACCUAUGAUACCGGUGGUGCAGACAUCAAAGCUGGUGGCAUUAUGGCAGGAAUGCACAGAGAUAAAUGUGGAGCUGCUGCUGUGGCUGGACUCUUCCAGGUACUUUCAAUCCUGAAACCCAGCGGAAUCAGUGUAAUCGGUGCAAUGGCAAUGGUCAGGAACAGUGUUGGAUCGGAUUGCUAUGUGGCUGAUGAGAUCAUCACAUCUCGGGCAAAGAGAAGAAUUCGGGUUGGAAAUACAGAUGCUGAAGGGCGGAUGGCAAUGUUGGAUCUGCUGUGCCACAUGAAGGAAAAGGCUCUUGACAACUAUGAUCGUAACCACUGUGAAUUGUUCACGAUCGCCACGUUGACUGGCCAUGCUAUUCGAGCUGUUGGUCCCAACUAUUCUAUAAUCUUGGAUAAUGGCCCUGCACGUUGGGCCAGAACUGCUCAGGAGAUUCAAGAGGCUGGUGAUGAAGUGGGGGAUCCUUUUGAAAUCUCCACCAUCCGACGUGAUGAUUAUGAUUUCCAUAAAGGAAAGUCAGAAUAUGAAGAUAUUUUGCAGUGUAACAACCUGCCAUCCAGUGCCACAGCCCGUGGACAUCAGUCUCCUGCAGCUUUCCUGAUCAUGGCUUCUGGUCUAGAUAAGCAUGGAAUCGAUUCUGAAAAGCCCCUUCGCUACUCCCACAUUGACAUCGCUGGAUCUUCUGGUCCAUUUCCUGGGGUACCAACUGGAUCACCAGUGGUUGCCCUGGCAGCGAAAUACAUCCUACCUCGUGUUUUCCCUGAUCGGUAUUCGGGGAGCUCCGCAGGAAGUAUAAUCACAGGAGCUCCAGGGAAAUAGUCAACCCACAUUAUUGAUUCAAAAAGAAACGAUGUUAAUUACAUUUCUGUGGGUUGGUAGUUAUUCAACUUUUUAGAAUAGUCUACAGCUAUAAGUAAUCCAAACUUUUCUCAGGUCGGGUAAUCAAUGAAUGUACUUUGUAUCUGUAUGGAAUUUUUAAUGGCUUUGUCAUGUGCAAUCAACUAUUCCAAAUUUUUUUGCUGAGGAUAAUCCAUCAGUUGCAGAGCUAAUCAGUCACAGCAGCAAAUUGUAAGAGGUUUUUGGGUGUUUGGCAGGAACUUUUUUGAAGGCUAUUUUUAAGUAUAAAUUCAAUAACUAUGCACGUUUAACAUCCAAGUUGACCUUUACACAUUUCCAAUUGUAUUCAUUUGCCUUUGUAACUAUAAUUUUGACAAAUUUUGAGCCAAUUGAGAUUACAUUUUUAAAGCUGA
Messenger RNA from Hypanus sabinus (Atlantic stingray), 2147 nucleotides. RefSeq lists its product as uncharacterized. Gene Ontology annotation, cellular component: cytoplasm. The coding region runs from base 85 to 1716 and encodes 543 amino acids. Gene Ontology annotation, molecular function: metalloaminopeptidase activity; manganese ion binding. The transcript is spliced from 17 exons. Gene Ontology annotation, biological process: proteolysis. The record is from RefSeq and is a predicted model, not a curated record. Lineage: Eukaryota; Metazoa; Chordata; Chondrichthyes; Myliobatiformes; Dasyatidae.